Molecule: messenger RNA, 1392 nt
Organism: Gastrolobium bilobum
Lineage: Eukaryota; Viridiplantae; Streptophyta; Magnoliopsida; Fabales; Fabaceae
Product: DEAD-box ATP-dependent RNA helicase 39-like
Exons: 5
Coding region: 37-1170 (377 amino acids)
Molecular function (GO): ATP binding; RNA binding
Source: RefSeq, a predicted model, not a curated record
AAGAACUCAAAGAAAAAGCAGACAGAAAGAGAAGCCAUGAGAAGAGGAGGCAGAGCGCUUCUUAGCCUCUCUUAUAUUCUGCACUCCCCAGUGAAGAAGCAUUACCCACUUGCAAAAUCACCAUCACCCACUUCUGGUUUUCAAGGGAGUACCAGUUUCUCAAUCUCUUCCUCCUCCCACAUAACCCCUUCUGUUCAACAAGAAGAAGAAAAUACUUCAUCAUCAUCAUCCAAGUCCCAAAGGGAUUCACUGAUUUUGGAACAGUUCAGACAAAAGAAACUCAAAGGGUCUUCAAAAGACUCAAAGGGUAAACCCCAAGUUUCAACUUCACCAUCAUCAAGUUCCGAUACUACUACUGAGAAGGUGGUCCAAAAGGGUUCUCAGAAUGAGAAUGAAGCUGAUAUGGUGGUUGCAAGUUUUAACGAGUUGGGUAUGAGUGAGGAGCUUGUUGAGGUAAUGGAGGGGAUUGGUGAUUUUGUUCCAAGUGAGAUACAAUGUGUGGUUAUUCCAUCUAUUUUGGAAGGGAAGAGUGUGUUGUUGAGUUCACCAUCUCAACCUGAUAGAACCUUGGCCUACUUGUUGCCCCUUAUUCAGCUGUUGAGACGGGAUGGAGAGUUGCUUGGUUCGAAUUCAAAGCAUCCCCGGGCCAUUGUGCUCUGUGCUACAGAGGAGAAAGCUGGACAGUGCUUUAAUGCUGCAAAAUAUAUCAUCCAUAAUGCAGAAUUGAAGUCUGCUAAGGAUUGUGCUUCACCAGAUAACGAGCACUCAAAUGCCUCAAUCGGCCUCAUGAUUGGAACUCCAUGUGAGAUUCUUCAAUACAUUGAAGAGGGUAGUGUUGUUCCUGCUGAAUUAAGAUACUUGGUAUUGGAUGAGGCGGAUUUCAUGCUUGGUAAUGGCCUUGGUCCUGAAAUCAACGAAAUUUUCAGACCAUUACAAGAUCAAGAAUCAAAACCUACGAUAAAAAAAUUGCAAACUAUUUUGGCAAUAUCAACAAUAGCUGAAGUUUUGGGUGAACAAUCCCCCUUUGUAAAGCAUCUUGAGCGUGAUCAUGCAGGAAAUAUUUCUGCAAUGUCUUUAGAAAUGGAGCAAACAGAAGUUUUUCAUUUCAUAGAGUCUCUGGAUGCUCUAAGGAAAAAGGUGGCGGAAGCCAUGGAUUCCCUUUUGAAAUAACAAUAACAUCUUGAUCUACAACUUCUCCGGCAUAUCAUACAAGAAAAAAUGUCAAAAAUAUGGUUUAUUGUCGGUUGAGUUUAUUGUGUCUGUAUAUAUUGUUACCAUAAUCUUUUUCUUUCUUUUUUUGAUAUAUUCACUAGUUCAUGGAUUACCAUAUUAAUCUAAUUGGAGCACUCUUGGACCCAUUGUAGGGGAUUAUUCUCCCAAGAUCAUUUUCUC